AGGCGCGUGGCCAGCCUGGUAGCAGCAUUAUUAGAGCCUGUCUUGGCGCCCUCGGGCUGCGGAUGAGGGAUGCUGGGUUCAGCCGCUCAGACGCCUUCAGAAGGAGGUGGGCCUGAAGCCGGAGCAGGACAUCCCCGUAGAAUGAACUCACUUCAUCUUUACCUGGAGUCUGCCUGUCUUUAAUUGUUGAGGGAAGAAGGAAGCUUCGAGGCGCACGCUGAUUUGCAUAGCUGCUCAGGUUUUAAAAAUGAAAGAACCAGCGUCUGGGGCCCAGUGCUGGGGUUACUACAGGACUUGCCAGAGAACUCGAUGGAAGCCGGUCGUAGUGGUCUCCUGUAAUCCUAGCACUCUUGGAGCCCGAGGCAGGAGGAUCGCAAGUUCGAGACCAACUUGGGCGACUUAUACAGAACCUGCAAAAGCCAUCAAAGCUAUUGAUGGGAAGUCAGUUCAUCAGAUUUGUUCUGGGCAAGUGGUACUGAGUCUCAGCACUGCUGUGAAGGAGUUGGUAGAAAAUAGUGUGGAUGCUGGUGCCACUAAUAUUGAUCUAAGGCUUAAAGACUAUGGGGUGGAUCUCAUUGAAGUUUCAGACAAUGGAUGUGGGGUAGAAGAAGAAAACUUUGAAGCCUUAGCUUUGAAACACCACACUUCUAAGAUUCAAGAGUUUGCCGAUCUCACUCUGGUUGAAACUUUUGGCUUUCGGGGGGAAGCUCUGAGCUCACUCUGUGCACUGAGUGAUGUAACUAUUUCUACGUGCCACAUGUCUGCAAAGGUUGGGACUCGACUUGUGUUUGAUCACAAUGGGAAAAUUGUCCAAAAAACCCCCUGUCCACGACCCAAAGGGACAACAGUCAGUGUACAGCAGUUAUUUUAUACACUACCUGUGCGCCAUAAGGAAUUUCAAAGGAAUAUUAAGAAGGAGUAUGCCAGAAUGGUCCAGGUCUUACAUGCGUACUGUAUCAUUUCAGCAGGCAUCCGUGUAAGUUGUACCAAUCAGCUUGGACAAGGAAAGCGGCAGCCUGUGGUGUGCACAAGUGGCAGCACCAGCUUGAAGGAGAAUAUCGGCUCUGUGUUUGGGCAGAAGCAGUUGCAAAGCCUCCUUCCUUUUGUUCAGCUGCCCCCUAGUGAAUCUGUCUGUGAAGAGUAUGGCCUGAGCUGUUCCGACACGCUGCCUGAUCUGUUUCAUAUCUCAGGCUUCGUCUCACGCGGCACGCAUGGCGUUGGGAGGAGCGCAGCAGACAGACAGUUUUUCUUCAUCAAUCGGCGUCCUUGUGACCCAGCAAAGGUCUCUAGACUUGUGAAUGAGGUCUACCACAUGUAUAAUCGACAUCAAUAUCCUUUUGUUGUUCUUAACAUUUCUGUUGAUUCAGAAUGCGUUGAUAUCAAUGUUACUCCAGAUAAAAGGCAGAUCUUACUACAAGAAGAGAAGCUUUUGUUGGCUAUUUUAAAGACCUCUUUGAUAGGAAUGUUUGAUGGUGAUGUGAAUAAACUUACUGUCAAUCAGCAGCCACUGCUGGAUAAUGAAGGUAACUUAGUAAAGAUGGAUGCAGCAGAAAUGGAAAAGCCUCAGCUGGAAAAGCAGACCAAUUCCCUUUCGUUAAGGGCUCGAGGGGAAGAAAGAAGGGCCGUGUCCAUUUCCAGGCUCCGAGAGGCCUUUUCUCUUAGUCACAGCACAGAUACCAAGUCUUGGGGCCUGGAGACUGCAGAUCGGAGAUGGAAUUCUCUGAGAGUGAACGGAGGUGCACCAUCUUUUGAUUCCCCAGAUCCUGUCUCUGCCUGGGGCUUGCUGGGUCCUCAGGAAGAGGUGAUAAGUCCCAAGAAGGGCUCUGGUGACUCUGUGGACAGAGCAGAAACAGAGGAGGACUUGGGGCACAGCAGCACCUCAGCUGGCUCCAAGGAAGGGUUCAGCACUCCAGAAGCCAGGAGUCAGUGUAGCAGUGACCAAGCAGCGAGCUCCCCGGAAGACAGAUUUCCACAGGGAAGUGUGGACUCCUGUGAGCAACUGCUCGACACAGACCGGCACCCCUCUGGCAUGAGAUACCAUUUAGACCAAGAUAUUGGAUAUAAAUUUAGAGCUUUGCCUGUGCAGACUGAUUUCUCAUCCUCAGACACCAAGCGUUUUAAAAAGGAAGAAAUUCCCUCAAUUGCUGACAUUCCUCAAAAGUUGGUUAGUACUCAGAACAUGUCAGGGACUCAGGUUGAUGUAGCUGUUAAAAUUAGUAAGAAAAUAGUGCCCCUUACCUUUUCUAUGAGUACUUUAGCUAAACGAAUCAAUCAGUUACAUCACCAAAAACAACAGAAUGAAGGUGAACAGAAUUACAGGAGAUUUAGGGCAAAGAUUUGCCCUGGAGAAAACCAAGCAGCGGAAGAUGAACUAAGGAAAGAGAUCAGUAAAACAAUGUUUGCAGAAAUGGAGAUUGUAGGCCAGUUUAAUUUGGGGUUCAUAGUAACCAAGCUGAAGGAGGACAUCUUCCUGGUGGACCAGCAUGCCGCAGACGAGAAGUACAACUUCGAGAUGCUGCAGCAGCACACAGCGCUCCAGGCGCAGAAGCUCAUCGCACCUCAGACUCUCAACUUAACUGCCAUCAAUGAAGCUGUCCUGAUAGAAAAUUUGGAAAUAUUCAGAAAGAAUGGGUUUGAUUUUGUCAUUGAUGAAAGUGCUCCAGUCACUAAAAGGGCUAAAUUGAUUUCCUUGCCAACUAGUAAAAACUGGACCUUUGGACCCCAAGAUAUAGAUGAACUGAUCUUCAUGCUAAGUGACAGCCCUGGAGUCAUGUGCCGGCCCUCCCGAGUCAGACAGAUGUUCGCCUCCAGAGCCUGCCGGAAGUCUGUGAUGAUUGGAACUGCUCUUAACACAAGCGAGAUGAAGAAGCUUAUUGUCCACAUGGGCGAGAUGGACCACCCCUGGAACUGUCCCCAUGGAAGGCCAACCAUGAGGCACAUUGCCAAUCUGGAAGUCAUUUCUCAGAACUGACACUUCUCACUUCCGAGAAUUAGAAAUUUUAUUGCAGACUUUUCUGUUUUGAAAGACAGGGUCUGAAGUAACCUUUUGUUUUCUUUUGUUUUUUGUUUCAAAAUUAACCUGCUACUUUAAAAAAAUGUACCAGAUCAAUUUAAAAAUGAUCUCAAACUGGAUGCAGUGGCUUGUGCCUGUUGGGAGGCUGAGGUGGGAGGAUCACUAGAGCACAAGAGUUCCAGACCAGCUGGGGCAACAUAGUGAGACCCCUGCCCCAGAAAAGAAAAGAUCCUGAGAAUUUUUUCAGACCAUGUGAAGCAUUGCUUGGAACCGUCCUUGUUCUGUAUUUGAAUACGUGUGUGAGAGAGA
Messenger RNA from Heterocephalus glaber (naked mole-rat), 3322 nucleotides. RefSeq names its product PMS1 homolog 2, mismatch repair system component (gene Pms2). The record is from RefSeq and is a predicted model, not a curated record. Lineage: Eukaryota; Metazoa; Chordata; Mammalia; Rodentia; Bathyergidae. Gene Ontology annotation, biological process: mismatch repair; somatic hypermutation of immunoglobulin genes. Gene Ontology annotation, cellular component: MutLalpha complex. Gene Ontology annotation, molecular function: ATP binding; ATP hydrolysis activity; ATP-dependent DNA damage sensor activity.